AUGAUACAAGUAUUCUUUGCAAUAUUCUUAACAAUUACAUUAGCAAACUAAGAAAUCUAAGACGAUCCUAUUAUUGGAAUUGAUUUAGGGACAACUUAUUCAAGUGUUUGCUUUUAAAAUAAUUAUAAUGUUGAAAUUAUAGCAAAUGAAAAGGGAUUUAAAACAACACCUACUGUUGUUGCUUUAUCAAACGAUGAAUUUAUAGUAGGAUAAGAUGCCUAAGAAUAAGCUAUUAUUAAUCCAAACAACACAUUUUAUGAUAUAAAAAGAUUGACUGGGAGAUAGUAAACUAUGAAUUUAUUUUAGAUAUUAUCAUCCGAAUGUGAGGAAGACAUAGAAAAAUUUGCUAUAUACUUUAACUGAAUAAAACAACAGGAUCUAUAUUGAAGUGCCUAAGUAUAAAGAUGAGAGUCCAAAGUUAUUUAGUAUUGAUUAGAUUCAAGCAAUUGUUUUAACUAAAUUAAAGAAUUAAGCUAGUUCUUACUUAGGUUAAACAAUUAAAAAUGUUGUAAUGACUGUUCCAAUAGGAUAUGAUGAUUCUUAAAAAUAAGCUACUAUAGAUAUUGCAAAAAUUGCUGGCUUAAAUGUUGUUUAAAUUAUAAGUGAACCCAAAGCUGCUGCAAUUGCAUAUAAAAAGGAUAUAGAAGAAAGAGAAAAGAUUAUUUUUGUAUUUGAUUUUGGAGGUGGUACUUUGGAUAUUACUGUUCUAAAAAUUAAAAAAAGCUAUAUUGAAGAUAUAAGUCAUGGAUCAGGGAACAAUUUAGGAGGAGAAGAUUUUGAUUUUAAUUUAGUUAAAUACUUUAUUGAACAAAUAAAAGAAUCUACUAACAUAGACAUAAUGGAUAAUAAAAAUGCAAUUUAAGCUUUAAAAAUAGAAGCUUAAAAAGCAAAAGAAAUUCUUUCUUCCUAGAAGAUUGCUUUUAUAAAAAUAAAAAACUUGAUUUAAGGAUAUGAUUUUAAUCACAGUAUUACAAGGGAAAAAUUUGAAGAUUUGAAUGAUAACUUAUUUGAAAGAACUUUAUUAACUAUAUAAUCAGCAUAUGAUGAAUCUAAUUUAUAAAAAGAUGAAAUUGCUGAAGUAAUUCUAGCAGGAGGAUCUAGUAGAAUUCCUAAAGUUUAAUAAAUAAUUGAAAACUUUUUUACUUACAGCAAGAUCAUUAAAGAUUAAAUAUCAGAUGAAUUAGUUUGCGUUGGAGCUGCUAUUUAUGCAAAUUAAUUAACCAAAAAAGGCUAAGAAAGUACAAAUCGAUUUGUAGAAAUCAGCAAGACUCCAAUAAGUUUUGGUCUUGAAGUUGAAGGAAGAUUGAUGAGUAUAAUUAUACCAAAGUUGUCUAAAUAUCCAUUAUCUUUGUCAAAAUUAUACACCACAGCUCAAGAUUAUUAAUCUAAAGUCCUAAUUUCCAUUUUUUAGGGCGAAAAUAAAUCUGUAAUAUAAAACACAUAAAUUGGAGAAUUUGAAUUAAUAGGUAUUUAAGUAGCUAAAAAAUGGAUACCUUAAAUUGAAGUUACAUUUUCAAUAGAUUUUAACGGAAUACUUAAGGUAACUGCUGUUGAUUUAGAAACAAAAAGAUCAAAUAAUUAAAUUAUAGCAAAAAAUUUGUUGAGACCUACAGAUGAAGAAAUUCAAAAACAAAUCAAAGAUAAUGAAGAUAUUGAAAAAGAAGAAAAAUUAAAAUCUAUCGAGAAUUUAAAAAUAUAUUAAAAUAUAUCUUUAAAAAACCUUUAAGUAUAAGAUUAAUAAAAUAAUUAGACUUCUAAAAUCAAGGAUCUAUUAAAUUAGAUUGAAUAUGACUUUAUGAUCUCACUUAUCACUUCUAGUACUCACUGGGUAACGAUGAAUGAACAUAAUACGAAUAUAAAAAAGGAAGGUUUUGAAAAAGAAUUGGAAAAUCUUAAGAAGUAAGAUAUAUUAAUUUAGUUAGUGAAAUUAAGAAAAGAAAAGUAGAUUUAUGA
Paramecium pentaurelia is the source of this 1953-nucleotide messenger RNA. Lineage: Eukaryota; Ciliophora; Oligohymenophorea; Peniculida; Parameciidae. The record is from the annotation of a GenBank genome assembly.